Messenger RNA from Anguilla anguilla (European eel), 1703 nucleotides. Its product is annotated as calcium-responsive transcription factor-like. Lineage: Eukaryota; Metazoa; Chordata; Actinopteri; Anguilliformes; Anguillidae. Gene Ontology annotation, molecular function: DNA-binding transcription factor activity. The transcript has 3 exons. Bases 160 to 1497 code for a protein of 445 amino acids. The record is from RefSeq and is a predicted model, not a curated record.
AACCGAAGAAAAAAGGAGGAAGCGAGAGCUUCCGCGUUGUUUCGCGAUGCUUUCACUGCUUCCAGUCUCCGGCAAGGUGCUAAUGGUAGAAGUCUUAUCAGUACUGAAUUAAUUUACCCUAUAUACAACGAACGGGUUUUAAUCGCAGACAAGAGCCGAAUGGACGAGUCCACUGAUAAUCUUGUUAAAUUGGAAACCUUGCUGGAAGGAUUUUACAGUGAUGGCAACUACAUGCACGGCUAUGUGACAGACGAGACAAGUGUCCACCAAGCAGUAGAAAUCUUCCGACGCAUCACUGCCACAACGUUCAGUGUCAGGACGUCAACUCCUCUUAAUUUUGAACCCAGCAAAGUGGAAAAGGGGAAGUUUACAACUCGUUCAAUCAAGUUCACCAAGUCCAGCUGCCCAAACCUUAACGAAGACGGGGUGCCCUUCAUGCACGGUGGAAGGAAAAUUCUGGAAUGUCAGUUCGGGCCUAAAAGGGAACACGAAAAAAAGAUAGAGAAGGACGGCAGCGCCACGAUGCCCGGACUGCAGACCUUAGAAGAGAUGGAGCACGACUACACACCGGCCUGCGGACCCGCGGCCAAAAGGAAGCGGCUGAACACACGGGGCACGAGGAAGAAGGGGUGUCAGGCGAGGAUCUCCAUCGUGCAGGUGUGCCGGUUCCCCGAGUACGCCGUGAUCAGCAAGAAGUGCAUCAGCAUUCAGCAGAUCCAGCUGAAGGAAAGGCUGCUGCAGGACCUGCACGACGAGAGAGAAGUGAAGGUCGAGAACAGGUUCUACAUCGACCUGCCGCUCGACAACGCCCAUUCCAAACACCCUCCGAUGGCUCUGUCUGGCAUGGUGCAGACCGUACACCCGCAGAUCAUACAGUGGAUCGACCAGCUGGUCGGGGAAGGCGUGACAAAGGCCACGGAGAUGCAGGGUAAACUGAGCCACCUGGUGAACACCAGGAUGUCGGACACGGCCGCCCCCAAUUCGCAAGACCGGGGAUAUUACCCGAAACUGCAAGACAUUAAGAACCACAUCUACAGGGCAAAAGUAAGGCGGCGCAUGACAAAUCCGGGUAGCGAGGACAUUGCAGAGCUGGACCAAGACGACGAUAUCAAGGAACCUCAGUGUGAGCCAGACGAAUGUGACGAUAUCUACGCGGAGGUAUUAGUACUAAGACAGCAGAAACAUGCAGGCAGUUGCCUGCCAGCAGCGCAUGGCAUGGCAGCGUGGAAACUGCUCUCCGGCAAACUGUGGAAAAUGCGGUCCUGUCGCUUGCAGAGCGCGGGUCGUCCCGACGACGAGGGGGCCCUCGGGAGGCAGAGGGAGGAGCUGCUCCUGGAGCUGGAGGUUCUCCGGGACAUGGUGCACCAGUGCACCAGCCUGCCCGUGCUGCAGAGGCUGACGGAGGACGCGAGGGCCAUGCAGGAGAGAGCCCAGCACUUCCUGGACGUGCCACCGGGGGGCGCUGCUGCUGCCGCCCCCGCCUUCGGACUGACCUGAGCUAUCAGGCUGUGAACCGCAGGCCCGUCUGCAGCCUCGGGGGACGGGGUGCGCUGAACAAGCGGACGUUGGGAGAGGGAUGGACUGGUGUUAGGAGAGGGACGGACUGGCGUUGGGAGAGGGACGGACUGGCAGGCGGGCACAAGGUCGUUGGCCCCAGGGAGGAACUACGUCAGGGGUCCUCAAUCUUAUCCAAAAAGGGCCGG